AACUUUUGAACUUAACGAGCGAGUCAGUAGGUGUUCUGUGAACGAGUCAACUUAUGCUGGUCGUGGUCCUUAUUCAGGGUGUUCUACCAUGGAUGUCAUUGCAGCGAUGGAAACAAGCGCGAUGAAAGCUUGUGCCGAGCUCGAAGAAUGCGUAAAACUCUACAAUGAAUCCUGGAGGAGUUUGUAUGACGAGCUUACAUGCAAGCCACAGAAACACAAGCCCAGCAAUAUUAAGUUCCAGCUGCAAGACAAAAUAGUUAAGGCUGGAAUUUCAAGCCAGGAUCGCAUGCAGGGUAUGGUGAAAAACACUCGGCUCUUAAAGAAGCUCAAAAUUGAUGACACUACUGCAGUUGAUGUUUUGACACAUUCAAAUAUUGACAAGGCUGCUUCAGAGGCUGAGGCAAAAAGUAAAGAAGAAAAGCUGCUGUCGAAAAUCCUGAACAUGGAUCUUCAGCACUGCCCGAGGCUAGGAGUUCUUUCUUUAGCUUACAAGGACGGUGAGAAGUUGAUACCGUACCACAUUAUCACAGGUGGCAAGGACCCAUGUGAUGUUGCUGAUGAAUUGUGGAACUUUGCAGCAAAGUGCUCCAUCAAGAAGUAAACACUCGAUGACGGUCGAGCCAGCUUUGACAAGGCGUUGAUGCGCUCUCGCAGCACACCGACCUGGAAUCUUCACACGCUGGGGCCGCUAUUGUCUUUAACAGCAUUAGCAACUCUACUGGCAGUAACUGUGGCACGGGACAGAAUUUGGGACCAGGACAAAGCAAGCAUUCUUCUUCUAGAGGAAUUCGCUAAAAUUAUCCUCCACGAAGAAGCAAUGGUUAGAGUGCUCGGCUGCUGACCUAAAGGUUGCGAGUUCGUACCUGGCCGCAGUGGCUGCAUUUCGAUGGAAGCGAAAUGGUCGAGGCCUGCGAACUGUGCGAUGUCAGUGCACGUUAAAGAACACCAGAUGGUCAAAAGUUCCGGAGCCCUAUGCUACGGCAUCUCUGAUAAUCAUAUCUUGGUUUUGGGACAUAGAAUCCCAGAUAUUAUGGUUGCUAAAAUUCAGCACACUACUCUAUGCUGUACCUGACUUUUUUGUGUUUGAAGGCAAAAAAGGGCAUGUCUGAUGCCAAAGUCAUUCUGUUGCCUGGUUGCUCACAGAAGUUUCUCGACGCAUAAACAAUCCUUGAACAGUCGUGCCUGAUACCAAUACUCUGCAUUAAGUGCUCGGCACAUCCUCUUGCAGUGACAAACAUAAAAGCACAGUCUCUCUUGUAACUUGUCUACGCGCUCUUAAAGGGACACUAAAGAGCAAUUUUUCAUGUAUUAUUAUAGUGCAAUUUCAUAAUGCCAAAAUUACCACUCUUAGCACGACACAACGCUUACUGAGCGAGAAAACGUGUUAAGAGAAAAUGUGGGGUGGCGACGCCACCUCGAGAUUCCCACAUCAAACACCUUGACAAAAGAAAUUCUGAAGGCAUCUACUAAAUCCUGCGUAGCUUCCAAUCGAUGAAAAUGAAGUACAUUGUAAUCUGUGGUUGUCACAGGCUUAGCACACGUUUCACAAAAUUUUAUCGAACCAAUGCCAAGAAAAUACAGUAACCACAUUUAGAAAUUUCCUAGGUUACGCACGGUGAUUUUGCGCGAAGUUUUAAAAUGAAACCUAUACCUUGAUUUUCUCUGCUUAUAAUGAACUCAUCAAUGCGAUACAUAUUGCAUUAGACUUCUUGGAGUACAGUUUGUCAAUCUAAACCAAGCCAAUGUUCCUCUUCAGUGUCCCUUUAAUACUACAAUAGAUCAGUACAAACUCGCCGGAACUUCUGUGCUUCUAAACCUUAGGUUUAUAUAAAUUAUAUUGAUUACAAUUUUUGUCAUUUAGGAUGAGUUCUGUAUUACAUUUGUUUGUAAAUUACUUUUAAUGUAAACACAUACCUUUUUAGUUGGUUCUUUCCAUUAUUUUCCUUUCUAUAUGCCGUGCUAUAUUAUUUGCCCACUUUUUUUUUUUGUUAUUUAACUGCUCUUUGCCAUCAAAUGAUGAUUAUCAAGGAGGAAGAGGAGGAAUAAAUGAGGAAGAACAGAGAGGUUAGCGGAUGUCAAUAUUGAUGUUUAUCAAUAUUGACAAAUGACUAAUAGGAGGUCCUCCUGACAGAUUUGGAAUUCUUGGACGUCCUUUUGUAUUAACGAUGAAUAAAGAAUAUAUUGAAUUAAAUAAAAUCAAAACUGCAUAUAUUGAACUUAAAAAACAAAACAAAUCACUUUGAUAUAUCAUAGAAAUAAGUAUACAGCUUUUAAAUAUCUAUUAUAUUUUUGAUCCAAACCUCAGUGUAGAAGUUGGCUUGGUGGCACUGUUUCACAAAAAAGUAAUAUAGCCGCUUUCGUAGCAGUUUGUGGGGUUUUUUGUUGGUUUAUCUUGCUUAAGUUGAGUUCAAGUUGCAUGCAGGAGCAAUUAUGCGGGAGAAGAUACAUCAUUGAGACAAACAGCACGUCACUAUGUUUAUAUGCAGUUGCGUGUACUCAUCGGGAGCCUGAACUCCACUUACAAAUGCGUGCAGAAAGACAUCCUUUGUGGAGAGAAAAAGCCAAUUUUUUUGCAAGGAAGGUCAACUGCUUGAAGCGUUUCAGGCUGUUUAAUGUGUGGAAUGUCCCUACUAUUUUUGUAUGAUGUCCCGUAGGUGUUUUUACGAAAUGACCUUAAAGUGUUGCCAUCUUCUAAAAUAGUUCUAUAUAAAAAAUAAUCCACCUCUU
Messenger RNA from Rhipicephalus microplus (southern cattle tick), 2727 nucleotides. RefSeq lists its product as uncharacterized. NCBI's taxonomy places the organism in Eukaryota, Metazoa, Arthropoda, Arachnida, Ixodida, Ixodidae. The record is from RefSeq and is a predicted model, not a curated record.